AUUAUUUGUUUUAGGAUGAUUACAGACGUACAAUUAGCAAUAUUUGCAAAUGCCUUGGGCGUUACCUUGUUUAUGUUGGUGGUUGUUUACCAUUACAUUAGUGCGAAUAUAAAUCAUAAAUAGAUAAGAACACUACAGAAAUUCCAUACAUAUUUUAAGUUAUGAUUUUUAUUUGAGUAAUAAUCAAAAUUUGUACACAAUAAUUUGUAAAAUAAACAUUUAAUUAUAUAGUUAUGUGAUUUUAUAA
Chrysoperla carnea is the source of this 247-nucleotide messenger RNA. RefSeq names its product dolichyl-diphosphooligosaccharide--protein glycosyltransferase subunit 4. The transcript has a single exon. Bases 16 to 123 code for a protein of 35 amino acids. Gene Ontology annotation, cellular component: oligosaccharyltransferase complex. Lineage: Eukaryota; Metazoa; Arthropoda; Insecta; Neuroptera; Chrysopidae. The record is from RefSeq and is a predicted model, not a curated record.